ACCCUCGGACCAACCGAAGCUAAACUUUAGCUUUCACCUAGGAGUCCAGCACCUUAGACGCCAGAUCGACUCGAUCGCGGACGCUUUCUACUCGCUCUGAGGACAGGAAAACUAAUCGCCUCCCAGACGAAUUUCAGGAAGAAUCUUUCUUUGAAAAAGUUCAAGAAAAAGAAAAAUAAGAUGUCUGCCGGAAUGAAGAAAGUGAUUUUGCUGCCUUUUGUGUGCAUUGUCUUUGCCUGCAUGGCUGCAGGUCAGGAGUGCAGCGGUCAGUGCUCGUGCCCCGCCGCCCCCCCUCAAUGCGCCCCCGGCGUGAGCCUGGUGCCGGACGGCUGCGGCUGCUGCAGAGUGUGCGCCAAGCAGAUGGGGGAGCUCUGUACCGAGAGGGACGCCUGUGACCCCCACAAGGGUCUCUACUGCGACUUUGGCUCUCCCAUCAACAGACGCAUCGGAGUCUGCACAGCGAGGGAGGGCGCCACCUGUGUUUUUGGAGGAAUGGUGUACAAAAGCGGCGAAAGCUUCCAGAGCAGCUGCAAGUAUCAGUGCACUUGCCUGGAUGGAGCUGUGGGCUGCGUUCCCCUCUGCUCCAUGGACGUGCGCCUGCCCAGUCCUGACUGCCCCAUGCCCAGACGGGUCAAGGUGCCUGGGAAGUGCUGCGAGGAGUGGGUGUGCGACGCCACGCAGCACACAAACAGCUUCAUGGGCUCCCUUUUGCCUGCUUACCGCCAAGAGGAGACCUAUGGCCCAGAUCCCUCCAUGAUGAGGGAGAACUGCCUGGUUCAGACCACCGAAUGGAGCGCCUGCUCCAAGACCUGCGGCCUGGGGGUCUCCACCCGGGUCACAAACGAUAACCGCGAAUGUCGCCUGGAGAAGCAGACCCGCCUGUGCAUGGUGCGGCCCUGCGAGUCCCAGCUGGAGCAGAGCAUCAGGAAAGGGAAAAAGUGUAUUCGCACUCCAAGGCUCUCCAAGCCCAUGAAGUUCGAGAUCUCCGGCUGUACCACCACCAAGUCCUACCGCCCCAAGUUCUGCGGUGUGUGCCUGGACGGCCGCUGCUGCACCCCCCACCGGACCACCACCCUGCCCAUGGAGUUCAAGUGCCCCGACGGGCAGGUGAUGAAGAAGCACAUGAUGUUCAUCAAGUCGUGCGCCUGCCACUACAACUGCCCCGGCGAGAACGACAUCUUCGAGUCUAUGUACUACAAGAAGAUGAUGGGAGACAUGGCGUGAGGGCCACCAGGUGGUAGCAACGCGGCACCUUUGUGACUUGAAAACAUCUCAUCCGUAGCUCGGUAUAUGAAGCCUGCAACUUUUUGGUGUUCUUUUGACUUUCUUUGUUGGAAAAGUAGUCGGACACGUGUCGUCGUGUGCGGCCGUGCACUUUGAGAGCUCAGACGGAAGCUUGCCUUGCAGCUCAGAGAGAUUCCUGCACUAUAAUGUCCAUUUUGCUUUGAUUAGCUUUCCAACCGUCCAUUUUUUACUUUUAAAUUUGACCGCCUCUCGAAAUGAGGUGUGUAAUACUUCCCCCGCCCAUAGAGGGUGUCUGCAGACCACAGCAGGCCACUGUUCCUCCUCUUUGCAAACAUGGUUGAAUGUGUGUGUGUGUGUCUAUCUGACAAUGUGUGUCUGUGUGUGUGUGUGUGUGUGUGUAUAUGAGUUUCCGUCCCAAGGAGGGAAAAACAAGUUAGGACGCACUGAGAAAAAGAAGGAAAAAGAGCCUAUUUUGUACAUGAAUAGAAAGAAAAAGACUGGAAGAAAUAUUUCAUUCCUUUUUUUGUGUAAAUGAUGUAAAUAUUUGUACAUUGUAAGUUAAUUUAAAGCCAAAUGUGUUCUGUGCUUUGGAAAAUGUAUCAUUAGUUAUUUUUGGACGACAGUAUUUUGUACUAUUUUAUUGAGAAGUGUGACACAUUGUUACAUGUUUGACUUUGUAGCUGGAAAUAAAAAUGUUAUAUUUUUUGAUACAAA
Molecule: messenger RNA, 1959 nt
Organism: Nerophis lumbriciformis (worm pipefish)
Lineage: Eukaryota; Metazoa; Chordata; Actinopteri; Syngnathiformes; Syngnathidae
Gene: ccn2a
Product: cellular communication network factor 2a
Biological process (GO): cell adhesion; signal transduction; positive regulation of cell differentiation
Cellular component (GO): extracellular matrix; extracellular region
Molecular function (GO): heparin binding; integrin binding
Source: RefSeq, a predicted model, not a curated record